Molecule: messenger RNA, 2396 nt
Organism: Oryza brachyantha (malo sina)
Lineage: Eukaryota; Viridiplantae; Streptophyta; Magnoliopsida; Poales; Poaceae
Exons: 18
Coding region: 113-2143 (676 amino acids)
Biological process (GO): proteolysis
Molecular function (GO): serine-type peptidase activity
Source: RefSeq, a predicted model, not a curated record
GAGUGCUGAGUACUGACCAGUGACGACUGAACGGCGGCGACUUUUGACUGCUCCGCCGCUCACCUCGCCUCUCCUCCACCCCGCGCCGCAGCCGCACGCACGCACUGUCACGAUGCACUCGCAGGCGUCCGGACCCGAGAAGGUGGCGGCGCCGUACGGGUCAUGGGAGUCGCCGAUCAGCGCCGCCGCCGUCUCCGCCGCCGGGAAGACCGUCGAGGGGCUCGCCGUCGCCGGCGACGGCCGCCUCCUCUGGGUCGAGACGCGCCCCGAGGAAGGAGGACGAGCGGUCCUAGUGAAGGAAGCGGCGGAGCCGGGCGGCAAUGCUCUGGAUGUGACGCCGCAGGGGUUCGCGGUGAGGUCCCUGGCGCAGGAGUAUGGCGGCGGGGCGUUCGCUGUGCAAGGCGAUGUGGUCGUCUUCUCCAACUACAGCGACCAGCGCCUCUACAAGCAGACUAUCGGAGAUACCUCGGCACAACCUCUAACACCUGAUUAUACUGGAUCAGUAGUACGUUACGUGGAUGGUGUCUUUGAUCCUCACUUCUGUCGUUUUGUAACCAUAAUGGAAGACCACCGAAGGGAUAGCUCAAAUCCCAUGACAACAAUUGCUGCUGUAACAAUAAGUGACGGAGAUAUUAAUGAGCCAACUGUGCUGGUCAGUGGCAAUGAUUUUUAUGCUUUUCCACGCAUUGAUACAAUUGAAAAGCGUAUGGCAUGGAUUGAAUGGAGUAACCCGAAUAUGUCAUGGGAUAAAGCACAACUAUGGGUUGGAUAUUUCUCCGAGAAAGGAGAGGUACGAAACAAGAUUUGCAUCGCUGGUGGUGACCCAACGUUAGUGGAAUCUCCUACUGAACCCAAGUGGUCUUCAAAAGGGGAGCUGUUCUUCAUAACUGAUCGACAGAGUGGGUUUUGGAAUAUUUAUAAAUGGGAUGAGCAGAGCAAUAUGGUAGUGCAACUGUAUUCACUCGAUGCUGAAUUCUCAAAGCCAAUGUGGAUUUUUGGUGUCAGCUCCUAUGGUUUCCUUGGAAAAGAUGACGCAUGUCACAAAAUCAUUUGCUGUUACAGGCAGAAUGGAAGGUCGUGUGCUGGAGUGCUGGACCACGAUUCAGGGUCUUUUUCAGAACUGGACAUUCCCUUCUCUUCUGUGACUAAUAUAGUUUGUGGAGAUGGGUCCUUCUAUGUUGAGGGUGCAUCUGCUACUCUUCCAGUGUCUAUUGCUAAGGUGACAUUGAAUGAAAAGGGAAAAACAGCAACUGAUUUCUCUAUAGUCUGGUCAUCUUCAGAGGAUGUUAUGCAAUAUGCGUCCUACUUUAGUUUGCCUGAAUUUAUGGAGUUUCCAACUCUAGUCCCUGGCCAGCAGGCUUAUGCUUAUUUCUAUGCUCCGCACAAUCAUAUUUUCCAUAGCUCAUCAGAUGAGAAGCCUCCAUUAUUGGUCAGAACACAUGGUGGACCUACAGAUGAAGCACGUGGAGUUCUGGAUCUUGGUGUGCAGUACUGGACAAGCCGAGGAUGGGCAUUUGUUGAUGUUAACUAUGGGGGAAGCACAGGCUAUGGGAGAAAAUAUCGAGAGAGGCUUUUAGGGAAAUGGGGUGUUGUUGAUGUAAAUGAUUGCUGCAGCUGUGCUACAUUUCUGGUGGAAACUGGAAGAGUAGAUGCGCAACGGCUCUGUGUAACAGGAGAAUCUGCUGGUGGAUUCACAACUUUAGCUUGCCUUGCUUUUAGACAGAUAUUCAAGGCUGGUUCUUCUUUAUAUGGGAUUGCUGACUUAGCUUCGCUGAGGGCAGGCAUGCACAAGUUUGAGGCAUACUACAUCGACAACCUUGUUGGGAAUAAACAGGAUUACUAUGAGAGAUCACCAAUAAACUUCGUUGAUAGAUUUGCAUGUCCAAUUAUAUUGUUUCAAGGAUUGGAAGACACGGUUGUGUCACCAGAUCAGGCAACGACAAUAUACAAGGCCAUAAAGGACAAAGGCCUUCCUGUUGCUUUGGUUGAAUAUGAAGGCGAACAACAUGGUUUCCGCAAGGCCGAGAACAUCAAGUUCACCUUGGAGCAGCAGAUGGUGUUCUUUGCUAGAUUAGUUGGGCACUUCAAGGUGGCUGACGACACCACUCCAAUAAAGAUUGACAACUUUGAUGACUCCUUGUAAGCGUUAACAAAUUAUUCGUCAACUGCUCAACUUCUGGAACUGGAUGAACUCUGGAGCAGGUUGGCUUAGCUGUACUUUGAAAUAAACUCUAAAGCUUAGCAUAGUACUCUGAAUCAAAAUAAUGGAAUAGAUGCUUAGGUUAGCUAGCAUUUCUCCCAAAUUUUCACGUUGCAGCACAUUUGUAGUACUAUUAAACAUCUGAACAUGAUUAGGCCUUUUUGCAUGACUCUUAUGGGAACUUGAUUUAAUUCUA